AUGAAAUUUUUAUAUUUCGAUUCAAAUGUAACUCCUGAGAUGUAAGAGAAAUUAAAAAAAUUAUUAUUUGACAACUCAGAUAAAUUAACUCACUAAAACCCAGCUCUCUUUUUAUAAUAACUACUUAAUAAUAAUUUUGAAAAACUUUGGUAAAAUAUUUUUUAAUAUUAUUUUUAGGUUUGUUUAUGUGGUUGCUAGUCCCAUGGAAUUGAAAUACUAAAUCAGAUCAAACACUUCAAUAUGUAAUUCUUAAUUUCAUAUUUGUAGUAAUUGACAUCGAAAUUGAGAAAACUCGAUAUAUUUUGGCACAGUUCGAGGAAGUCAGCUAAGGAACGUUCUCUAAAGAUAAGUUCAUUAAAACAUGUCAACAAAUUGAAAAGAAUAUUGCAUAACAAUACAACGACCUUAAUACAGCUCUACAUGAAUCUUAGAAAUUUUUGGAAAGUCAUUUUGGAUCUAGUAGUCAUAUGAUCCUGGUCAGAUGUAAUGACUAGGAAACACAACUACAAUUCAUUGGGCCCAAUCAGAAUCAAUAUAUCUUCAAAAUACCUCUAAAUGCCUAUGAAUCAAUUCAAGGAGGAAUAUUUUAUAUUCCUUUGGGAGCCGAAGAAGACGAUGGGAUGCAAGGAUUCCCACAUAGAAAUAUAUCAGGAGAAGAGGAAUUCGACAAUAAUCAGAUUCGAGAUGAAAAUUACAUUCAAGAUGAAUAUGAAGAACCCAUGGAUUUGUAAUUUUAGGUUAUGGAGGAUGCCAAAGAGUUCAAAUAAUCAACUGAUCAAGUCAAAGUCAGCUUUGAUGAACUGGAAAUAUAACCAUUGAAAGUGCAUUCAUUUUCUAUUCUAUUUUAAAUUAUCAUUUCACCCUUUCCCAAAGAAAUAAGUAUGUAUUUUCAAUAUCAAUUAGAGGACGAUCUAAAUGUAUUGUCAACUGGGAGCUCCUUGAUGUCCAAAAACAUGACAUUCGGUAUCAAUAGAGAUCAGCUUUUCUUUUUUAAUUUUCAACUAAUGUCAGGGAAAAUGGAAACUCUCUAUUCUCAAAUGAAAAUCAAAAGGAAUCAACCAUAUCAAAUUGGACUAGUUUAUUCUGAAACAGAAACAUACAAGUAAACUUAUUUGCACUAUCAAUUCAAUUAGAGAAGUGUCUAUGUACAUCAACGGAGCCAUUGAAAAUCAAAUUAAUUUGUCAUAAUAAUUAGAACCUCCCCGAGGAUUCUUUUGGAUUGGAUCUGAAUAAGCUCUCAAAUUAUUCAAAGGAACUCUAUAGGAUAUCUUGUUUAUUGCAUAAUCCUUACAUUAAAAACACAUCAAAUCAAUUUAUGCUGAGCUUUAGAGUGCAUUAUCCCAUAAAUUCCAAAGAAAAACAAAAGAAAUUGUUGAAGAAAUAUUGUAACAAUUCAAAGAAGAAAUCCCAAUCGAUUAAGAUGAAUCCAAAUUUAAUCAAACUCAAACUUAAAGUUUGUUAAAAUAACAGUCCAAGACCCUAUCAAAGGCAAGUAAUAAAAAGUUACAGAUACCUCCUCAUCUCUAAAAGAGCUAUCAUGUAUUCGAAGAAAUUGAUAAGAAGAAAACUCAAUAACAAGAGCAACCCCAUCAAAAAACAAUUCAAGAAUUUGCAAGUAUAUUUUAAUGCUAAUUUUUAAGAUAGAUUAAGAGAUGAGUUUUCAUAGAACGAGAUAAUAUAUCAUAAAUGUCAUGAAUUGAGUUUGAAUUUCUAUUGGGUGUUUACUACUGUACAAUAAUUGGCACCACCCUUGGAAGAGAAUGCAAGUCCCAAACUUCCAUUCGAAUAUAUUCAUUAGGAACUAUUCAAAGAGAGGUAAUUAUUUGUAGAUUAUUUCCUUUAGAUUUGAAACCUACCCUUACUAUGCCAUUGAAUUUGAUAGGUUUUGCAAAGUUGUGUAGCAUAGUGGAAUUUAGUUAUCGCACGAUGAUAUUUAUCAAUUGGCUGUAAUCACUGACUCUCUUAGGGAAAAUAAAAAGUUCGGCCAUUAUUUAAUAUACGAUCGAUUGCUAUUAUCUAUUAGGUAGGCUGCUUUGACAUAAGAGGAAAUUGAAGAAGUAAAGGCUCUAUAUAAUACUGAUGAGAAGGAAGCAGAUUAAGACUUGAUUAUUGACACAGGAGGAAUAUCAAGAUAAAAGCAAGCGAUGCAUCAUAACUUCAGUUUCUUUGAAUAAUUGACAUUGUUGGUAGGAUCUGAGAAUGAAGCAUUUAAGUACAAUAUCAAUUACCUUUUGGCUUAUUUCGUAAACAAUGACGAAUAUGUGUAAAAAUUAACAGCAGUCUAUGUUCACAAAGAAACAGGACAGGAAGUAGAAAUCGAAGGAGUUGAUCUAUUUUCUUAUGAUCAAGAUAAGAUUUACCAAUAGAAACUUAAUAUCUCUGAAGAAACUUAACCUAAGUACUUCAGAGUUCAUUACAAUGGUGAAAAUAUGGCUAUGAUAUCAUUCAAAACACAUGAAGCUGAAGAGACAUUUAGAAUCGAUAAAACUUUUUCAUACAGAGAAGGAUAGGAUGCAACUGGUUAAUUGGAAACCUAUGCUUUUGAGUAAUUAAGGUUGGCUGGAUUCAGAGGGAGAAUAGUCAAGAAGGAUUAGUAUUCUCAAAUAAUCAUGUUAGCUGCAGAAUAUCUUAAAAAGAAUCCAGAAGUAGAAAAACAAAAAAGAAAUCAACCAGAAACAUUGCCACAAUUACCAGAAAACUGGAAUCAAGGGAAAUUCCAAAUCAUCAUUAAUAGAUGUUCUGAUUGUGAAAAACACAAGACAACUACUUGGCAUAAUGAGGCCGAUUUCGCUAAUAAAUUUAAUGAAAUUGGACAAAUAUUAAAGGAUUUAUUCCCUAAUAUAGAGGUAAUAGGAAAUUGGGAUAAAACAUAACAAUUAGAACAUUUUGAUGUAUAUAUUAGAGGAGUGGGCUAAACAAAUUAGAUUGAUAAAGAAGGGAGAGUGUUUUUAUUUAGAAAGAAUGAAAAGUUGGCUAAAUUCUUAGAUUGUUUCUUGAAGAGAAUGUUAAAGGUCUAUGAUGAUAUUGUAUUAAUUGCUUAGGCUUAUGGAGAUACGAACUAUCUUGCAAGCAAAUAGGAAUAGUAUUUAAAAACCAGCAAUUAUUCAUAAAGAUCUAAGAUAGCCCAUGAUCAUCCUUGCAAUGUACCUGACAAAUAAGAGAAAUCAGAAAAGGGAGAAGCCUAGUAUGCUGGUUCUGAUUUCAUUUGCAAGAAUUGGGGUUGUGGAUAACCAUUUAAAUUUGAUUCAACUCCAAAUGGAAUUAAAACAUGUAAACAUCACCCUGGAAGAUAUGAAUUUGGAUCUAAACAUGGAUUAUGGCCAGAAUGUUGGACAUGUUGCGGUAAAAAGUGGGAGGCAGAGGGUUGUAAAUUAGAAUAUCAUAAGGGGGUUCCUGAAAAAGACUUUUAUAAUAUUUGUAUCAAUGUAGGUCCCUUGGAUCCAAGAACUGGUUAUCCUGAAGGCACUUGUGGAAUGAGAUUCUAAGAUGGAGAUUCUUCGGAAUGUAAAUAUAACUCAGGAACUCAUCAAGCUGCCAAAUGGCCUGAUCCUGCAGCCAAAGUUUAUUUUGUUCAAAAAUUACACAUUGUAAUUAUUAUCUGUUAAUAUUUAGAAUCUUGCUUAAAAAGACAAGGAGACUCAGCCAAAUAAAAACAUUCAAGUUAGACCAGAUGUCUACAGAGAGACUAAACCUUAUAAUGAAUUUAUUAAUAAGGAUAGAUAGAGAUUGAUGAAAUUGAUUGAGACUGAGAAGGAAUUAAGAAAUUGUACAAAUUGGGCAUGUGGAAAACAAUAUCGAGAGAUUGAAAAUAGAAAAAAGAAUAUGUGUAGAUCUCAUCCAGGAGUCUUUGAUUUUGGACAUACUGCUACUAAAAUUUAAGAGGCCAUUGAGGAAUAUAAAUAAGAAAAAGGAUCCAAGAUUCUAUGGAAACCUCAGUAAAUAAAAUCUCUAUUUAAAUUAGUUGGACUUGUUGCCGUAAAUCUUGGAAUGAACCAGGAUGUCUAUUAUAAAAACACUCAGGACCUUUACUAGCUGAAUACAAACCAAAUAAGUACUUGUGGCCAGAUCCAAAAGCAUAAAUAUAUUUUAAAAAGAAGGUAUCAGAUAAUUGGAAAAAAAUGCUUGAAUAAAGUCAUAGUCUGACACCUGAAACAGCCAGUUUGAAAUAUGAUCUAUUGUGCAAGACUUUAGGAUCUGGAGGAGUAAAGAUAUGUAAUAUUCUCUUAGUAAAUUUCUGUUUAUAAAUUACCUGAAUUGUGUGAUAAAUUCGAACUUAAUCUAUGGGUUUGUAGUGAAGACUUGGCAUUUUAAUUUAAAUUUACAGAUAUUAUGGAAGGUAGGGCUUAGGAAUAUUUGGCUGACACAAGUGGAAAUAUUGAUAAACAUAAAUUCCUAGAUUGGUGGUUUGCUGAUGUCAAUAGAAUGUUAGAAAUUUCAUCUAAAUGA
This is a messenger RNA of Paramecium octaurelia, 4446 nucleotides long. The record is from the annotation of a GenBank genome assembly. Lineage: Eukaryota; Ciliophora; Oligohymenophorea; Peniculida; Parameciidae.